This is a messenger RNA of Dreissena polymorpha, 963 nucleotides long. RefSeq lists its product as uncharacterized. Bases 1 to 891 code for a protein of 296 amino acids. The record is from RefSeq and is a predicted model, not a curated record. The transcript has 5 exons. Lineage: Eukaryota; Metazoa; Mollusca; Bivalvia; Myida; Dreissenidae.
AUGAAAUCUGUACGGUUGCUUGGAAACGGAAGGACGCCAAAACGCACCUGUCUGCUACACAACGCUGAAAUAAUCAUCAGUUGCUACGUCAUAUGUGGCGCACUGCUCGUGCGUCAUGUGUACGGCCAGUGCUCGGAGGCGCACCGCCAAAUGUGCUCCUACCCAUACAUUCAGUUACAGGCGCUCGCGUCCCAGGGGACGUCCGGUGUAGCAGGCACCGCUGGCGGCAUCAACCGACUGCUCCCAGAUUACAACGAGUCGAUGAUGAGGGAUGUCUGUAGACUGUACUCGGAGUUCCGGAACUGUUCCCAGCCGUUUAUGACGACAUGCAACAACCACACACUUAAUGAGAUUCACAUGUAUGACGUCACACUGGGAUUUAUAUGCGGUGAUAUACUUACAGACUACCUACGCAACCGAGCCUGUUACCAGCGUCUGCAGACGUCAUAUAAUGCCUGUAAGCAGAAACACGCUAAAACGUUCCAGGAGAUCGACGUCAGUGAUGCGUCGACGUCGUACACGCUCUGCAGCGCCUCCAAAGAUUAUGUGCUAUGUGUGUACUCAUCUACCGCCCUAGGAUGCUCCAUGGCGGCAGCAGAUGUAUACUUCCGGUUGCUUAAUCACUCCAUAACCGAGGUAUUCCGAUUGAACAACGUCCGGUGCCAAAUUUCCCACCCCAUGGACGUCAUAUCAAUAUAUACGUCAACGCAGACAACGUCGGAACGCGCGAGAUCUACGCGAACGAUUACGCCGAUUACGGACACUAGGGACCAUGAUAAAGUAGUGGCCAAGUGCAAUUCUUUGAGACCUUUGUCUCUUUGUUAUUAUAUUAUAUGUCUGUUUCUUUGUUUAUGCAUAUACAUAGACUUUUUAUGUGUGGCGAUAGCAUAAUGCGUGUCAUCGUUUGUUUAACUUUGUAUGUACCAUAUUAAGUUGGGUGUAUAUGAAAAAUCAGUUUUCAGU